AUGGCGCAGCCGAAUCCCCCAUCACCCAGCUUCAAACGAGUACACCGGGUGUCCCCAGUGCAAUCCCGCUUCUGGUUCGCCGAGCAAUACAUGUCCGACCCGACGCAAGCCAACAUGGCCGUGGCCUACAGAACCACCGGUGACUUCGACGUCCAGCGGUUUGAAUGUGCCCUAAAAGAAGUCCUGCCACGGCACGAGACGCUGCAGACUGCAAUUUUCAUGGAUCCAAGCACGCGUGAGUUGUUGCAGGGCGUGCGUGUUGAGCCGGCGCCCUCUUUCGAGUACAUCGAGGAAGAUCUCGUCGGGGGUCUGUACACGCGGGAGAUGGAGAAGGCGAAGGAGAUUGUGUGGAGAAUGGAUCAAGGAGAUGCGUUCCGGGUUACGGUAUUUCCCAACAAGCAUGCCCAAUCUGGAGGAGAAGAAGGCGGGAGAGAGUAUCUGAUCCUCUUCUACUUUCACCACCUCGUGAUUGAUGGGUACAGCUGGUCUAUUUUCCUCAAGGAGUUGAGUCUGGCCUACCAGCAGAAACCGCUGGCGGCGGUACCGCCGCCGUAUACGGACUAUGCGGACGCGCAGUAUCGGGCGAUCGAAUCGGGCGAUCUGGAUCGGCAGUUCGAGUACUGGAGAGAGAAUUUGAUGCCACUUCCUGAGCCGAGUUCCCUGCUCCCCUUUUCGCGCGUGAAGGAGCGAGUGGCCUCGAAAGAUUUUGCGAGCCACACGAUCACGAUGGAAAUAAGUGCGGCAUGUACAGAGCGGGUUAAGGUCUUAUCGCGCACAUUGCGCAGUUCGCCCUUCCAUUUCCAUCUCUCUGUGAUUCAAGUUCUUCUCUGUCGUCUGCUUGGAACAGAGGAGAUCUGCAUCGGCGCCACAGAUGCCGGACGAUCUGAUCAUCGCUUCGCGCGCACACUGGGUUUCUUUGUGAAUACACUCCCCCUUCGACUCCGUUUAGACAAAGGCGAUACAUUCACCGAUGUUUUCCGACGCACAGCUUCUACUGCGAUCGCAGCACUAAGCAACUCGGCCAUACCUUUCGGCAUGCUCACAGACAGACUAAAGGUCCCACUCAACUCAACACACACGCCGCUCUUCCAAAUCAUGGUAAACUACCGCAUGGGCGAGACACUCAGUUUACCUCUGGGCAAGACUGCAUCGCUUCAGUAUGUUGAUGCUGUGCAGGCGAGACUGCCUUAUGACAUGGGCAUCAAUUUCACGCCUUCAGAGACGGGUCCAUGGCUGCUCGAAAUUGACAGCCGGAACUACUUGUACACUCGGCAGAGCGUACAGAUGUUUUCAGAGAUGUAUGCUCAUCUUCUGGAGAGUGUUUGUGAGGAUCAGUCUCUAGCUGUCGAUCAGUAUGCAUUGUUUCCCAAGCCUGUCAUUGACGCGACCCUUCGUCUCGGGGAAGGCGAGAUUGUUGAUUAUGGGUGGCCGGAAACCCUGGUUGAGCGGAUUGAUGAUAUCACAAGGGAUCAUGCACAGGCUGUCGCGGUGACAGAUGAUACAGGUUCUUAUACCUACACAGAACUGGCAGCGCGUGUAAAUGCAAUUGCCUCUGCACUCGUUGAUAGCGGAGUUGGACCCGGGUCGCGGAUUGCUAUCUUUUGCGAACCCUCGAUUGAAGCUAUCGCAGCUAUGCUAGCGGUGCUUCGGGUCGGCGCAAUCUAUGUUCCUGUGGAUGUUAGCUUUGUAGCAGCGCGCCAGGCGGCUAUGAUAGAGGAUUGCCAGCCGUCGGUGAUUCUCUGCCAGACAACGACUGUACAGAGAGUGAAUCAGUUUAGAAGUCAAGAGACACUCGUUCUCCAUGUUGAUGAUAUUCAAGCAGACGAUAGCCUCGCUCCGACUCCCAUCAGAGGCACCUCCGCAUCUCUGGCCAUGAUCCUCUACAGCAGCGGUUCAACCGGAAAACCCAAAGGAAUCAUGCUGCAACAGGGCCUCUUCACAAACUGGAUCGCCUCCCAUGGGGGCGCAACAUUCUCCUCCCGCCCGGAGACGGUCCUCCAGCAGAGCUCCCCGGGGUUCGACAUGGGUGUCGCACAGGUGUUCCUGGCGCUCUGCUUCGGCGGGAGUUUGGUGAUCGUACCGCAGCAGAUGCGGUUCGACCCGAUUGCCAUUUCGCGGUUAAUGGUCGCAGAGCGCGUGACGAUGACUAUGGGCACACCCGCCGAGCACACGAUGCUCCUCCGGUACGGGGCGGAGUUCCUGACGCUGCUAAGGUCAUGGCGAUAUGCGAUUAUCGGCGGUGAGCUUGUCACGGACCACCUAGUCAGAGAGUUCCAGGCGCGGUUGGGGGCGCGGUUUUCUCCUGAAAUUACUAUUGUAUAUGGGCCCACUGAAGCAGGGGGUGUCUCGAUUUGUUCAGCAGCCCCAGUGUCAGGAGGUAAAGAGCCAACGACCACCAUGGUAGUAGGCAAUGUUGGUAGGGCCCUACCCAACACAGCACUAUACAUUGUGGAUGAACACCUCAACCUCCUCGGUCCCGGCUUCCCCGGCGAAGUCUGCAUUGGCGGUGCGGUCGUCGCCCUGGGCUACCUGGACGCUUCGAUGGCGAAGGAAAAGUUCCUCGACAACCCCUUCGCCUCAGAUGAAUACCGCGCGCGCGGGUGGACAAAGCUCUACAAAACAGGAGACCAAGGUCGACUGCUCGAAGAUGGCUCACUUGUAUUCAUCGCCCGGAUGACCGGCGAAACCGUCAUCAAACUACGCGGAAUCCGUGUGGACCUUGAGGAGGUCUCGCAUGCGAUCUUAGCAGCGGCGCCCGAUCUGAUUUCACACGCUGUUGUGUCGCCCAGAGGGGAGGGUGAGUCGCGAUUACUCAUCGCGCAUGUGGUUCUCGCGCCUGGCAAGGCUGUGACUCAGGGCCAGCUUCGGAAUAUCGUGGCUGAGCUUCCCCUGUCUCAGUCCAUACGCCCGAGUAUUCUCAUUCCCGUCGAUACCAUUCCGACGACGUCGAAUGGCAAGGUCGAUCGGAAGGCAUUGGCGAUGCUCCCGCUGCCUGAGAUCAAGUCCCCUGCUGGUCCAGAAACCGACCAGUCUUUUACGCUUGCGGAGGCCGAGCUGAAGGUAUUGUGGGAGCAAGUCCUGCAGGGGAGCUCUGUCCCAGGAAUGGCGAUCCAGCCAAGGUCCGAUUUCUUCUCCGUGGGAGGCACGUCGGUCCUUCUGGCCAAGUUGCAAGGGCUCAUUCGGCAAUCAAUGACAAUAACCAUCCCCCUCGCCGAGCUAUUCAAGGAAAGCACGUUGGGGAAGAUGGCCCGAAUGCUGAGCUCCAAACGGGCGCACAUCACUGAUGACACGAUCAACUGGGACGAGGAGACAAAGGUACCCGAACAUUUCCUCAAGUAUCAACCCCAAGGGUACUGCCAGGACGAACACCCACGCACUGCAGGCACUGCAGGCACGAUCCACGAAGUCCUCUUAACAGGCUCGGCCAGCUUCAUCGGCAAAGCAAUCCUGCACUCCCUCCUCUCGAACCCCACCAUUACGACAGUCCACUGCAUUGCUGUCGAACCCGAACAGAUAUCCUCCCUCCCACCCUCCGACCGCAUCACAGUCCACCCGGGCCUGCUAAUGGACUCCUCCCUCGGCCUUUCCCAGGAUACCCUAAACCACCUCUCCACCACCAUCGACCUCAUCAUCCACGCCGGCACGUUCGGCAACUGCAUGAACCGCUACGCUUCUUCGCGAACCCCAAACUUCCACUCAACAAUAUUCCUCGCCGAGCUUGCCCUCCGUGCACACGUACCCGUGCACUACAUCUCCUCGAACCGUUUGACCCUGCUCUCCGGCGUCACAUCAUACCCGCCGAUCUCAGUUUCGGAGUACGAGCCUCCAACUGACGGCUCCGACGGCCUCAUCGCUUCCAAAUGGGCUAGCGAGGUCUUCCUUGAGCGUGUGGCGAAGAAAACAAUGUUGAAUGUGUGUAUCCAUCGCCCUUGCUAUAUUAUUGGUGAGGAAGCGCCGAACACAGAUAGCAUGAACUGUAUCGUGCGGUUUUCGAGGGAGCUGGGCGCCUUCCCUGCGCAGGAGGGGAUGUGUGGGUAUCUCGAUUUUAAGGAGGUUAAAGAAGUUGCUGCUGAAAUCAUUCGGGAGGCAUUGAAAGUAAAUUCUGGUCCUGGUUCUCUAUUCAAGGACGGAAAGGGGCCGGGCGCAUUACGGAUCAAGCACUAUUCGAGCGGAGUGAAGGUCCCCCUUGGAGAGUUGGGUGAGCGUCUAAGUCAGCUUUAUGGAGGCAGUUAUGAGAAGAUUAGCACGCAAGAGUGGUUAGAAAGGGCUGGCCGGGUCGGUAUGGACCCUCUUGUUCGGGUAUUUAUGGAGGCCGUCAUUGAGACGGGGGAGAAGAGGUCAUUCCCCUAUUUGGAGACAGGAGAUGUGUGA
Messenger RNA from Penicillium concentricum, 4371 nucleotides. Its product is annotated as acetyl-CoA synthetase-like protein. The transcript has a single exon. The record is from RefSeq and is a predicted model, not a curated record. Bases 1 to 4371 code for a protein of 1456 amino acids. Gene Ontology annotation, molecular function: phosphopantetheine binding; catalytic activity. Gene Ontology annotation, cellular component: cytoplasm. Lineage: Eukaryota; Fungi; Ascomycota; Eurotiomycetes; Eurotiales; Aspergillaceae. Gene Ontology annotation, biological process: secondary metabolite biosynthetic process; amino acid activation for nonribosomal peptide biosynthetic process.